This is a messenger RNA of Pestalotiopsis fici W106-1, 906 nucleotides long. RefSeq lists its product as uncharacterized. The record is from RefSeq and is a predicted model, not a curated record. The coding region runs from base 1 to 906 and encodes 301 amino acids. Gene Ontology annotation, molecular function: protein binding. NCBI's taxonomy places the organism in Eukaryota, Fungi, Ascomycota, Sordariomycetes, Amphisphaeriales, Sporocadaceae. The transcript has 3 exons.
AUGCUCAGUCACUCAUAUGUCCCUGGUGCAAGGCUUGCAAGGGGUGAGCACUUGGUGUUCGUGCGCAUCGAUUCGUACCAGUUUCUGUCUCCUGUGAAAAGUCGCGGUAUUCCCUUCAGAGUCGCAAAACCUCUGUUAGAGAUCGGGCUCCAGCACGGCAGGAUUUGGGUCUCCUAUCGAUCCACAGUAGUCUUCAUUAUGCUUGAACCAUCCCAACGAAUUAGAAGGGCAGUUCAUGCAAACGACUCCCUCCUCGUCCAACGCAUCCUCAAAUCCCACCCACAGCUCAUACACAAUCCCGACAUCACCCCCGGUGGCCUUUCCGACUCGAACCUACACCUCGCCGCGAAGCUCGGUCACUUGGACAUUUGCAAGAUCCUGGUUGCCAAUGGACACGAAGAUCCAGUGCCUGCAUUGAAUGAGCACCAUCAAACGGCUCUCAUGCUAGCGGCAGGGGCUGGACACACAGAGGUAGUCCACUUCUUGUGCGAGAACGACCCUUCUUGCAUACAGCGCCGAGAUAUCCGCGGACGGGAUGCAGUUAUGGAGGCCAGUUUGGGUGGGCACGACACCGUUCUUCAACUUCUCCUUACCUUUGCACCUGGUGGUGCAACUGCUGCCGUGCAGUCUUCGGACCGAGACGGCAAUACGGCGCUCCACUUUGCCAGCAGCAAUGGGAACCUUCUAGUCCUACGCACACUGCUUGCUGCGGGCGCUGAUGCCGAGAAGAGGAACAUCUGGAGCUGGAAAGCCGUUGCAUACAGUGCAACUGUACAGGCCGAAGUCUACCUGAAGAACCUCGUGGGCGAUAUCGAGAAGAGGAGACGUGCUAAGAGCGAUGGCGAUGAGUCCAGGAAAGGUGCUGCAGUUCGUAUUGUCGAGCAUGAUGCUUCUCCGAGCGGCUGA